GCCAUGCCAAACAUCCGAUUCCACCCUGUCUCCUUCUAUUCAUCCACCUAAGCGCACCUGGCCGCAGGCGAACGCACGCACCGCAGUUCUGGACAGCUGACACCCUUGCAAUUCGGCGACCUCCGUCAUGUGAAGGUCCAUUGAUUCGUUCAUGCACCCCAGUUUAUACGCUUUAUUUGUGUCUGUCUAUAUUGGCGCCUAUUCCAACUAAGACGUCAAAGACUCGUCAAAGUCGUUCAGAAGCGAGUAUUACCUCCGCAUUAGCAUAGCAUGACAUCCCUUCUGUAGAUCUCUGGCCACCCCUCCGUUUUCAUCCCGGACUUAGACACCCUCGCAUACACCCUUGCCAUACCGCCUAUCAAUCGUCACUAAAGGUCAGGUGCAAUGUUUCUGCCAAGAAGAGGAAGUAGACCAUCUGGACGCCAUAUGCACUCUACGCACCCUAGUGGACCCCAACCGACACCUUCAUGAGCGCCAUCCUCAUUUCGAAGCGGUAAUAACGGCACUAGUGGGCACGUGAAACAGAAAUCCCACUCCAUCCACCAAAGUGGUAGACCAAUCUGGAUACCUUUGGUGUCACGCUCCUGUUCGCAUCCCAAAUCAGCUAUAUAAAUCACCUUCCUGCGAAGCCCCCUUACUCGCUCAAGGACUCUUACCAUCCCCGCCUGUCUCUUCUCUCCUCAGAGACAUUAUGCGCGAUCGUCUCCGCUCUCUCCUGCUCGGAGCUCUUGCAGUUCUUCCCCUCUCGACGGCAUUCUCCCCGGGCUUCCCUUAUGGCUCAGAGAAAGUACGCGGUGUCAACCUUGGCGGUUGGCUCGUUCUCGAGCCUUGGAUCACCCCCAGCUUAUUUGACGAUACGGGUAACAACGCCAUCGUUGAUGAAUGGACUUUCGGUCAAUACCAGGACUAUAACAAUGCCCAUGGCACACUUGUGAACCACUGGAACACGUGGAUCACAGAAGAUGACUUUGCUCAGAUUGCUGCUGCUGGCCUGAACCACGUGCGCCUGCCGAUCGGUUACUGGGCCUUCGACGUUGGUCCCGGGGAGCCGUACAUUACGGGCCAGCUUCCCUACCUUCAGAAGGCAAUUCAGUGGGCGGCAAACCACAACUUGAAGCUCAUCGUUGACCUUCAUGGAGCCCCUGGGAGUCAAAAUGGAUACGAUAACUCUGGUCAUCGGAUUAAUUAUCCGGGGUGGCAGUCCAACCAGACCAAUAUCGAUCGUACCGACGCCAUUAUCAAGACAAUUGUCUCCAUGGUUGAUGGUCAGACGGGCACCGUGCCUAUCAUUGCACCUUUGAACGAACCGGCGGGAUACGAUGGCGAUGCGAUCCUGUCAGCAGCGAAGCAGUACUGGCUGGAUUCGUACGGGAACAUCAGAUAUCCCCCAGGUGUUGCACCAACGAACACCGUGGAGCUCAUUCAUGACUGCUUCCAGCCGCUUAGCUACUGGAAAGGAUGGCAGACCGGUUCCAGCUUCCAGGGAGUGGCGAUGGACACCCACAUUUACCAAAUGUUUAGUGAUCAGAACAACGCGCUUAGCUAUCAGGGUCACAUCAACCAAGCAUGCGGUCAAGCUUCCUCAUUGUCAGGAUUCGAUUUGUGGCUCAUUGUUGGCGAGUGGACACCCGCGGCAACGGACUGUGCUAAAUACCUGAACGGGCGCGGCGUCGGUUCCCGGUACGACGGCUCAUACGCCGGAUCUCCGGGAGUGGGUAGUUGCAACGGCCUGACUGGCAGUGGCUCUACGUUCUCUUCGUCAUACAAGACGUUCUUGCGUCAGUUCUGGGAAGCGCAGGUGAUCAGCUACGAGAAGGGUGGUCAGGGAUGGAUCCAGUGGACAUGGAAAGCUGAGGAUGCGGAUGAGUGGACAUACCAGGCAGGUCUCAAGUACGGAUGGAUACCCUCGAACCCGACAGCCUACAAGUACCCGAACAUCUGCGGUUAAUUGAUUUUGUGCCUCUUGUUCCAAUUUUAUCUACUACACACAACAUUUUCAUGUCCGUUACGAACCCUUCCAACAUGACUUUCUGUUCGAAAACGAUGUUUUACUAUAAUUAGUAUAGCCUCUUAUACCAC
Coniophora puteana RWD-64-598 SS2 is the source of this 2079-nucleotide messenger RNA. RefSeq names its product glycoside hydrolase family 5 protein. Lineage: Eukaryota; Fungi; Basidiomycota; Agaricomycetes; Boletales; Coniophoraceae. Gene Ontology annotation, cellular component: extracellular region; cell surface. The transcript is spliced from 7 exons. The record is from RefSeq and is a predicted model, not a curated record. Gene Ontology annotation, biological process: glucan catabolic process. Gene Ontology annotation, molecular function: beta-glucosidase activity. Bases 692 to 1948 code for a protein of 418 amino acids.